ACGUCACCGUCUUGAUUUGGGGCGGGGGCUUGCAGGAGAUUUAAUAGGAAGGUGGCAAAGACGCUGUGAAUGUUUACUGUUUUUAAUCGAAUUGAGAGACAUUUAACCACACAACCAAUAUAUAUUACAAUACAGAAGGGUUUCACGUAUAUUUGAGAGAUUAUAUCGCCAGACGAAGAUGGGUAGCUGCCUUACAGUUGGACCAAAUGAAGCCGUGGUUGUCUCUGGUGCCUGUUGUGGCUCAGAUGAGAAGACCUACAUGGUGGGGGGCUGGGCCUGGGCCUGGUGGCUCAUCACUGACAUUCAAAGGAUUACACUGGAGAUUAUGACACUCCAACCCAAGUGUGAGGAUGUUGAGACUGCAGAGGGCGUCGCCAUCACUGUCACUGGGGUGGCACAGAUCAAAGUGAUGACAGAUCAUGAUCUUUUGGCAAUUGCUUGCGAGCAGUUUUUGGGCAAAUCCGUCCCUGAAAUCAAAGGAGUGGUUUUGCAAACCUUGGAGGGACAUUUACGCUCAAUUCUAGGUACACUGACAGUGGAGCAAAUCUACCAGGACAGGGACAAGUUUGCCCAGCUGGUGCGGGAGGUGGCAGCACCUGACGUGGGCAGGAUGGGCAUUGAGAUCCUCAGCUUCACUAUCAAGGAUGUCUAUGAUAAAGUGGACUACCUGAGCUCACUGGGGAAGACUCAGACAGCAGCAGUCCAGAGGGAUGCAGACAUCGGUGUGGCAGAGGCAGAAAGGGAUGCUGGGAUAAGAGAAGCAGAGUGCAAGAAGGAGAUGAUGGAUGUCAAGUUCCUGGCCGACACAAAGAUGGCAGACUCCAAACGAGAACUUGAACUGCAGAAGGCUGCUUUCAACCAAGAAGUCAACACCAAGAAAGCGGAAGCCCAGCUGGCCUAUGAGCUGCAGGCAGCUAAAGAACAGCAGAAGAUCAGGCUGGAGGAGAUGGAGAUUGAGGUGGUUCAGAGGAAGAAGCAGAUCACCAUUGAGGAGAAGGAGAUUUUCCGCACAGAGAAGGAGCUCAUCGCCAUGGUGAAGAGGCCUGCCGAGGCAGAGGCAUACAAGAUGCAACAGCUGGCUGAGGGACAGAAGAUGAAGAAGGUUCUGACGGCCCAGGCAGAGGCAGAGAAGAUCCGGAGAAUAGGCGAGGCAGAGGCUGGCUCCAUUGAGGCUAUAGGGAAGGCUGAGGCUGAGAAGAUGAGACUGAAGGCUGAGGCUUACCAGCAGUAUGGAGAGGCAGCCAAGACUGCUCUUGUCCUGGAGGCCCUGCCCAAGAUUGCAGCCAAGGUGGCGGCGCCGCUGGCCAGGACCAAUGAGAUAGUAAUCCUGAGCGGGGAGGGAAACCAUGUGACGGGGGAAGUGAACCGCCUCCUGGCUGAACUUCCUGUGUCUGUCAACGCCCUCACAGGAAUUGACCUAUCAAAGAUCCCACUACUGCAGAGGAUGACUGAUGCUCAGGCCUGAAAACAAUCUUUCCCUUCUACUCUCUGUUUUAUGCACUCUCAUAGACUGCCUUCAAUACCCUUGAAAUUAUUAUUUAUUUAUUAAAUAUGAACAAGUGGAUUUUUUUAAACCUCUGGUGCCUUAAUUUCUACAGGACCAGAAUAUCUGCAUGUACCGCUGCUCCUUUAUAUACUCUAUGUAUCUUUUGAGUUCACUACUUUUUGAAUCAUGAAGCUUUUUACAAUAAGUAGAUCGCAUGACAUUGUUAUCAUUUAGCAUGAACUGAGCCUUUUUGAUUUUACUCAUAAACCUCUCUAGUCUCUACCUUACCAUAUCAUGUCAGUGAACAGCUGUCAAGAAGAGCAACCUCUAUGAUUUUCUUUCAAAGUUGUAACUCACCGUGCCUAUUAUAUACUUCAUUAUUACUCAGUAAUUAUCUCUUCUUGCUCUCAUGUGACUAUUUUAUAGAUUAUGGAAGUUACUGUACUCUAAUGUAUAUAACUUUUAAUUUAACUGAUUUAAUUUGUAUCCUUUAUGAUGAGUUAUGGGUUUUCACAAUCAGGUGACAAGUUGUAUCAAGUGCUACAUGAAACAAGGUGCUCACUGCUUACUAUCCUCAAAUAAUUGAUUUAGGUUUCUACUUAGUUAAAACUCUGGGUAACUGGGAAUUCUUCCCACUCUUUAAGAAAUCAUGUGUUUUCAUUUAGUUUUAUGUUGUAAACAUUGUUUAGUACAUUAUUCCAAACACACUUUCAUUUAUAGCAACAUGAAUGGCUUUUUAUACUCAUCCCAGAAACCUGAUUGGCAGUCCUUUUGUUUCUUUGGCUAUGAUGCAUCUUUCUGAAUUGGCGUGAAGUAAGUUGAAGUACUGAAUUGACUUGAAGUAAGUUUGAGGGAGAGAUUAAGUACUUUGUGGGAUUCUAAUGAUGUAGUGUAAUUUAUUGAGAUGUCUUUGUCCUGGUGAAAGUUCAGUAUGUGAAAUUUUGAAGGGUUUUUGAGUCCAAGAAGUAAAAUGGUGUAACUCAUAGCCAAACGCUAGUCAUUGAUCCUUAUCAUUUUUAUUAUACAGGAAUAGGUAUUUAAAAAAAAUAUGAGCUGUGAUAUGUUUUUAAGAAGUAAUUUAGUUCAUUCUGUUGAUUUCUUAAUUUCAUGUUUCAAUUGAUUAGUGUGACUUGAUUAUAACAUUGACAGACACUUGUUGCAGUUUUAUAUAGUAAUAUAAGUACAUUUUAAGCCAUGUAAGACAGCUCUUCAGGUUCUGUCCACGAUGUAAUCUUUGUUAAAGAUAACUGUAUAUCAUACACUUGUCAGAGAAAGAUAUCACUCCCGUUUAGACAAUGCUGUUCAAUGUAUUUAGUCAUUUAUCUUGCUUUUAAUCAUCUAUAAUUGUGAAAAUGGGUAUAUGUACUGUUACACUAUUGUCAUUCCACAUGACCUCCAUGUUUAUGAUCUGUUUGUUGAGCUCAUUCCAAGACUGAAUCACAAUCUCUGAUUUAUAUUGGCUUUUUGUUGUAUUGUGGUUAGUCAUCGUAGAGGUAAAAGACUAACUUUCUGCUUGUUGUUUAGUAUCACUAUUUACGUUGUAAUCUUAACCGAAGUGGAGAGUAGCCCUUUGUACAAGGACAGGGAAACGGCAGAUCUUGGUCAUUUUUAUAUAUAUAUAUAUAUAUAUAUAUAUAUGUAUGUAUGUAUGUGGAUGCCAUCAUCACUGAUUUGGAGACUUGCACUAUUCAACAUGAGAUCAUGGAAAUGGGAAAUCAAGAUGGGAAAACUCCCAGCUAUCAUGUAAGUGGACAGAUUACAAAAAAGCACUGAGCAAAUUAUAAAGAAUAUCAUCGCUCAAAUGAUGAUUGGAAAAAUGUUUCCUUGUCCUUUCCCCCUCCCAGACAUAUCAUAAUGUUCGUUUUAAUUAGUCAAAUGAAAACGACUUGUGAAGGACUGUUACUGUAAUGUUUAUUUUUGUCUGCCCUCAAGUUGAUUUGACUCUACUUCAUUGCAGCCAUUGUAAUCUAAGUAAUUUUGCCAAUACUGUGAAAAGAUUUCAGUUGUGUAACAGCUGUAAUUUGGGUUUUUGAGUUACAUUGUGGCUUCAUGACCAAAUGCAUUGUUCUGGCUAAGCUUUAAUUUUUUUGACAAUCCACUAAAGAUACUUUUUUACUUUUUGGAUACUUUUUGUGAAAAUAAUUAUCACUUUACUGUUGUGUCAAAUAUGCACUCCAUCUUUUUGAGUCAAUGUAGAUGUUUUUAUUUUUCAACAGGACUAGAUAUUUGUGAAUGUUACACAAUAUUACCAUAUUUCAGUCUUCAUCUGUCAUGCUAAUAAAAUUACAACAAAUA
This is a messenger RNA of Oncorhynchus tshawytscha (Chinook salmon), 3781 nucleotides long. Its product is annotated as flotillin-2. The transcript has 11 exons. Gene Ontology annotation, biological process: regulation of myoblast differentiation; protein localization to plasma membrane. The record is from RefSeq and is a predicted model, not a curated record. Bases 179 to 1465 code for a protein of 428 amino acids. NCBI's taxonomy places the organism in Eukaryota, Metazoa, Chordata, Actinopteri, Salmoniformes, Salmonidae. Gene Ontology annotation, cellular component: plasma membrane.